Molecule: messenger RNA, 4771 nt
Organism: Microtus ochrogaster (prairie vole)
Lineage: Eukaryota; Metazoa; Chordata; Mammalia; Rodentia; Cricetidae
Gene: Ttpal
Product: alpha tocopherol transfer protein like
Cellular component (GO): membrane
Molecular function (GO): phosphatidylinositol bisphosphate binding
Source: RefSeq, a predicted model, not a curated record
AGUGUGGGUCUGUACUGCGCGCGCUGCCAGCCGAGGCUCCUGCCGCCGAGACCCGCGCUCCGCCUGCCGCCGGGCUGCAGGAACCCCCAUAGCUAAUGUCAGAAGAAAGCGACUCUCUGCGAACCAGCCCCUCUGUGGCCUCCCUCUCUGAAAAUGAGCUGCCACUGCCUCCACCUGAGCCUCCCGGCUACGUGUGCUCGCUGACAGAAGACCUGGUCACCAAAGCCAGGGAGGAGCUUCAGGAGAAGCCCGAGUGGAGACUCCGGGAUGUACAGGCCCUUCGAGACAUGGUGCGGAAGGAGUACCCCUACCUGAGCACGUCACUCGAUGAUGCUUUCUUGUUGCGCUUCCUGCGGGCCAGAAAGUUUGAUUAUGACCGGGCCCUGCAACUGCUUGUCAACUACCAUGGCUGCAGGCGGAACUGGCCAGAGGUCUUCAGCAACCUGAGACCUUCAGCCCUGAAAGAUGUUCUUAACUCUGGGUUCCUCACAGUGCUGCCCCACACGGACCCCAGGGGCUGCCACGUCCUCUGCAUCCGACCAGACAGAUGGAUACCGAGCAACUACCCAAUCACUGAGAACAUCCGAGCCAUAUACUUGACAUUAGAGAAACUCAUUCAGUCUGAAGAGACCCAAGUGAACGGAAUUGUAAUUCUUGCAGACUACAAAGGUGUCAGCUUAUCAAAAGCAUCUCAUUUUGGCCCUUUUAUAGCCAAAAAGGUGAUUGGCAUCCUUCAGGAUGGCUUCCCCAUUCGGAUAAAAGCAGUCCACAUAGUGAACGAACCUCGGAUAUUUAAAGGCAUUUUUGCCAUCAUAAAACCAUUUCUGAAGGAGAAAAUUGCAAACAGGUUCUUUCUCCAUGGGUCUGACCUGAACUCUCUCCAUACAAGCCUUCCAAGGAAUAUCCUCCCCAGGGAGUAUGGGGGCACAGCUGGAGAGCUGGACAUCACCACCUGGAAUGCGGUGCUGCUGGCAUCAGAGGAUGAUUUUGUAAAAGAGUUCUGCCAGCCUGUGCCUGCCUGUGACAGUCUCCCAGGCCAGCCACUGCUGCCUGAAGGACUGAUCUCAGAUGCGCAGUGUGAUGAUUCCAUGCGAGCCGUGAAGUCCCAGCUCUACUCCUGCUAUUAGCUCUCUUCUGGGAGAGUCACCGUGUCUGAUUCUUCAUUCCUUAGAAAGGCACAAGGCUGAAGAAGCCGAGGCCUCAGUCUUGCCCCAUCAUUAUGCAGCGAUGGAGCUGCCUAUAAAGAUUAAAGGUGAGCCCGUCUCAGGCAGACCACUGGCUAUCUGCAUUAUUCCAGGGAAGACACGGAAACUGCCCUGGUGAUUCCCAAAUGUUUGCAACUGCUAGUCUGGAUAAGCUGUCUGUAUCUGUUUCUUACACAUCUUGGAAGCAACCAGGGUCAAAGUCACUCUGAAGUAACUAGGAGACAAGUGGAUUGAUCACAACUCUGAAGCAGUUUGCCAAUCCUGAAAGAUGGCCACACGUGAAACUGUUGACUCUCUUUCCCCAAUAACCCUAGGUGUUGACCUCUGUUGCUCAUCAGCAAGAUUCAAGAUUCAGGCCCUAGCUGUCAUCACUGGACCUAGAAAGCACUGUAAACUGAGCAGUACAAAUACCAGGACCCAGGUAGUAGUUAUAGAUCAAAUUUGGAAGCCAGGUGCUUCAGAGCAUCCCUGGGCUUCCAGGGUUGAAUCUUGCAAUAGAAACUUUCCCCAAACCCAUAAAGCCUUAGCUCUGGUUCUCCAUGGGAUCAUACUGGUCAACAUAAAAUACUGGAUUUCCAGACUAUGUGAGUAACACAUUUGGACUAGGAGUCAUGUGGCUGGACAAGGCAUGGACUUCAGCUUUGUCAUUUCUAAAGUAAGCUAUGUGGGAUGGUUCUUUGAGGUGCUGAAAUUGUUAGGUUUUCUGCUUGCAAAGAUGACCACCUAGAGGUGGUUGGGUCUUGGUUUUUUGUGGUAUGUACACAAGCCUUAUGUAAAGGAGUAUCACCAUUUGGCUGUGCCUUUGGUGGUAACCAACUGCCUUUGUAGAAUGAUGGGUGACCUUGAAAGGGAUGGCUUUUGCGAGGCUGACCAAAUCUUGUACAAACCCUUCCACCCUGGAGACACUAGCAGUAUAUCAGAAACAGUCACAGUAAUGGCCAGCUUUGGGCUUCUUCUAUUUUUGUCUCUGGAAACACACUGGGCCAGGUUGUUGCUGGUAUACCUGGGGCCCAGCAGACUGUCUAGUGUGGAGGAACCAGUUGGCCAGAAUGUUAGUUUUGCAUUUAGGCACUUUAGACACCUGUCAAAAUUUUAGCCUUAACCCAAGCUUUGAGGGAAUUAUCUCCUAGUUUUUGACCUGUUACCUUUGGUAUUCACCAGGUAUUAUGAUGUUAAAUAGUGUCAACUGCUGUUGGUUGUGUAUUUACUAGAGUAAGCAGGCACGUCUGUGGCUUUGAGACUCAAAGGUCGGUCAAUUGUUACUAAAUUUCCUAAAACAUCUACAGUUCUUAAUUGAAACUUUCCACAAUAAUGCCAAUUCUGGGAAACAUUCUUUUCACCUAGAUGCUAAUCCUUGAUCUUUUAGAUCCUGGCUGAGCUUAAGUGCCAAAACACACCCGUCUUGACUGCCCAGAGACCAUUUACUACUAAGUUUCUGCUAUUCUGUUUAGCUCCUGGCAGGUUUUCUGCCUACAGGGAUAACCACUCACACACCUGGAAAAACCCAUGAUGGCUCUGAACCCAGAAACCUGGGCAAGAGACUCUAUUAACAGCUUUCUUAGGUCCUAAAGAGGAAGAGAGCACAAGAAAAAAGAAUAGACAAAGGGAGUCGGGCGGUGGUGGUGCACACCUUUAAUCCCAGCACUCGGGAGGCAGAGACAGGCGGAUCUUUGUGAGUUCAAGGCCAACCUGGUCUACAGAGCUAGUUCCAGGACAGGCUCCAAAGCUACAGAGAAACCCUGUCUUGAAAAAAACCAAAAAGAAAAAGAAAAAAAGAAACAAACAAACAAGACAAAGGGAAAGAUGAAUUCCUUCCCUGGUUUAAAUCCUGUCACAUGACUAGCUAGUUCUUUGUUUAACAAAGGGCAGCCAGGCUCACUGGGAAAAAUCUCAGAGCAUAAAGCACCCAGUUUGCUAGGCCUUUCUUGAUUAGGGAGCCAUUCCAUCAAGCCUGAAAGCGUGGGUCUGCUGUCUCCACAGCUGCCUGCUGACUCUAAAGAUCAGUCUUGGCACCUCUGGUUUGAAGCCUCUGUGAGGCCAGGACCUCCUGGUGUAAAAUAAAGCAGCUGUGUGCUGAGCAAGGAGCGCAGCAAAGCUUCAGUUGCAAGGAACACUGGUAGAGGCAUCAAGUGAGUAAGACUUUAGGGGUAAAGUAUCUGACUUUAAAGUUCUAGACAUUUUACAGAUAGCUAAAAAUGAGCUUUUCCUAAAAUUCAAGGUUAUAUGGUGUUGGGAGGGAAAAGCGAUAGUGAAAUAGAAGUGGGUCCCAGCUUUAUAGUUCUACUUGGCACCCCUGAUCACUAGACAAAGAGGCUUGUACACGGAACUCUCAAUCCUGUUCCUAAUUGGUUCUCUGGCCAUAAGGGCACUCUUCACUGCUUUUUAAAAACAAAGGUCAUUUAAGAAUGUAGGUCAAGUGAAUAGGUGCUGUAAUAUACUAGUGUAGGGAUAUGGGAGUUUCCUUCUCUUGCCCAAGUCCACUACAGACUUCCAUUAAAUUCUGAUCCCUGAAACCUAUUGUUCCUUCAUGGAGGGAUACAGAUAAAAUCUACAGCAACAGCCAGAGUGCUGGCUUCACACCUUGGCUUUCUCUGGGCACAGGCCGGUUAAACCACUCUCAUCUCAUCCUAGGUUUGUAAGCACCUCAGGUUACAAGAUUUCUUCAGAAAUGCAGGCAUUCCCUCUGAGUAUCUGGGACAGCCUUACGAUCCAGCAGGCAGUUUGGUGGAUGUCAUUUCAUCCUCAUCAUUCAUGGACCUUGCUUUUUCAUCUGGGCAGCAACAGCUACAGUGCUGUUGUGGCACUAUAAUACCUCAUCUUGAAGUCAUGAACUUCAGGUUUUCCUGUGGAAUCUCCUUUAGGAAGGAAAACGUUCACUCGAUGUACAUGUAGCUGUCCUAUGGUCAUGUCAGGCUGGAACACCAAUGAUUGCUCAGGACAACCAGCUAUCUUGCUAAGGCGCUCAGUAUUGCCAUCUGUUCACUCUAAAUCUCAAGCAAAUUUCUUUCUGCUCUCCCAACUCAGAAAUGCUCGGCUUCAAAUGCAAGAAGCGCCACCAAAUACUUCUCCGUGGGAGCUAACUCCACAGGAAGGCUCAGUAUGACUUGCAGUUAGAGACGACUACAUGUUUAUAGGCUUUUGAUUACCUGGGGUCCUGUGUGUGUGUUUUCAAUCUCAAUGGAGGCUUUUUCCACCAGGCAGUUAAGUGGUGGCUGCUUUGGAGUCUCCUGGAUGUGCCUCGGCUUCUUGGCAUAGCACACAGGAACCCAAUAGGUAAAUACUUGAAACUUCCCAGCGGCCAAGACCUCCAAUACCCUUCUGACCGGUGGGAAUGGGGCUGUUUUCCUGAGCAGUCUAGGCUACUAUUUUAGCCCAUGGUCACGUUCCUUACUUCAAACUGAAAUUCAGUUUGACUUUGAGUUUAGGCACAUGUGGUGGAUUCAUCUACUUCAGUGUUUGUUUUGACCAAAAGUUUAUUUUUCUAGUGCAUUUUUCUAAGUGGUGAAAAUAUGUAAUUUUAGUAUGCAUGACUGGACCUCCAACAAUAAAAAUCUCUGUAAGGCUGA